This is a messenger RNA of Stegodyphus dumicola, 550 nucleotides long. RefSeq names its product E3 ubiquitin-protein ligase AMFR-like. Gene Ontology annotation, molecular function: ubiquitin protein ligase activity; ubiquitin binding. Gene Ontology annotation, biological process: endoplasmic reticulum unfolded protein response; ubiquitin-dependent protein catabolic process; protein K48-linked ubiquitination. Lineage: Eukaryota; Metazoa; Arthropoda; Arachnida; Araneae; Eresidae. Gene Ontology annotation, cellular component: ubiquitin ligase complex; cytosol; endoplasmic reticulum. The record is from RefSeq and is a predicted model, not a curated record.
UUCGCCUGAUGAAAGUUCCGCUCUGCAUCAUUCGCCGCUUGGUAUCUUUGCAGUGAAGUGUGGGAUUCUCUGUGUUCACUUUCAGUGACAGUAUGUUACAGUGAUUUUCUAAUGGCGUGAAGACAGUCAAUCAUGCCCGCAGUUUUGCUGGACAGGUUACCGCUUCCUAGCCUACAGGCAUACACAGUAGGCAGUGUGCUGUUGCUUGCCUGUUCUGUGCAUUAUGCUGUUCAAGUUACUUCACAAAUGGGAUUAAAUUUCAAUGGAACUGAAGUUGGAAGCGAUAAUGGUUUUACAUUUAAAAAUUCCACACCUGGAAUACGACCCGAUAUUUCGUUUGGGGAUGUCAUAUUCGAACGUGUAUUUUUUAGGAGAUCGAUUGAAGUACUAUAUUUCAUGCUUCAGGAACCAAUGUGCAUAUGGACUUUGAUAAAUAUGGCAUACUGCUGUUUUAUAUUGAUUGGAAAGACAAUUCAGAAGUUAGUAUUUGGUGAUCUGCGAGUGUCUGAACAACAGGUAUGAGAUUCUUUCAUCAAUAUUUGUCAGAUAA